Messenger RNA from Poeciliopsis prolifica (blackstripe livebearer), 1817 nucleotides. RefSeq names its product ependymin-like. The transcript is spliced from 6 exons. Gene Ontology annotation, cellular component: extracellular region; lysosome. NCBI's taxonomy places the organism in Eukaryota, Metazoa, Chordata, Actinopteri, Cyprinodontiformes, Poeciliidae. Gene Ontology annotation, molecular function: calcium ion binding. Gene Ontology annotation, biological process: cell-matrix adhesion. Bases 21 to 662 code for a protein of 213 amino acids. The record is from RefSeq and is a predicted model, not a curated record.
UGGGCUUUCCGUCAGACGACAUGACGACUCUCUUUCUGUUUGUGUGCCUGUUGGUGGGCUGCCUGGCUCAGAGACCCCAACCAUGCACAUCACCGCCUCUCAUGUCUGGAGGCCUUUCUGUGUCCACCCAAAGCGAGAAGCUGGCAGCUUUUGCUAAAUACGCCUAUGAUGGCCUUGGGAGGCGGAUCCGCCUCAGCGACUUUGGGUCCUUUGACAAUAAAACCUUCCAUCUAGACGUGCUUCUGCUUUACAAACAGGGGGUGAUGUACAAGAUCAACAACCGGGACCAGACGUGCCUGAAAAGGCGCCUGAGUACGGACUUCAUCCCGCUGGCCGUUCCUAAGGAUGCCUCCCUGGUGGGUCAGGUUGUGCUGGGCAGCUCUUCGGUUCCAGGGGAGGAAAUUCUGGUCAACACCUGGACUGGGACGCUGCUGACUAAGAAGGGAUCAGCAACGUACGUGAGCACGGUUACAGAGUUCGGAUGCAUUCCGGUCAGCACCCUGUUGAGCACCGACAAGAGAGGAUGGGUGGCAGUCAGCUUCUUCAACAACGUCGUCGGACUAGUAGACCCCCAGGAUCUCAGCCCGCCACUGUUCUGCAGCACUGCCCAGCUGGAGGAAGAGGACCGAGACACACACACUUCAUUUCUGCAGCUUCUUUAAAAACUAGAAACACACUACAACAGGAGUCUAACUAUUUCACUGUAAAAUGACUUCGAAGCGGUUUUAGUCAAAACUCUUGUAACACUUGAAGAAACUGAAUGAAAUUCACCAGCAAUCGUUCACUGGGCUGACUGACAGGAAGCUGAGUGCAGAACCUUGAACGAGUAUUCAACAGCUUCAAAGUGUCCAAUAUUAAUCUGUCUUCAUUUUAGUCUCAUAAAUAUUUCUGGGUUGAUAAUAACCAGUGUUUUUUUUUCCAUCUUGUUGCUGGAUGUGUUUUGGGAGGAGGAGUUGAGUCAUGUGAAAUUUGUUUGGUCAUAUGACAGUAAUGAUGAUGCAACAGAGGACUGUGGUGUGUUUAACUGUAGCAGUACAUAUCAGGAUACGUAUAAUAUCUGGAUAUGUAAUGUCAGAAAAUAGUUGGUAGCCAUAACAGUAAUAUUAAUGUUGGAUGUUAGCAUUGGCCCGCAUUUUCACGUCGGUGAAUCCUGGAUUUAAACUUCCAUAUUUUUACGUUGCAGUCACAAACAUGAAAGUGCUUCAUAGGAUCUGACAUUUUUCCAUUUCUCAAACAUAGAAAAAUAUAUUCUAUAUGUUCAAAGAGACAUGCCAUAUGUUUCACUCAGUUUGAAACAUGUGCAGCUGAAGCCACAGGGGCAAAACAAACCUUCAGGGUCUAAUUUUGUUCCUCCGCAUGUGAGCAUAACAAAACAAAACUUAUGCAAGUUUUAACUUGUUCUAAUAUUGUAACUCCUGGUUUAUUGGUGUGUAAAACAUUUUUGUUUGGGGAUUUUUUUUUUUUAAUUUAUGAACUUGGAUCUUUUUUUGUUUUUGUUUUUUGAAGUAGAAAACUAGAGGAACUGCCGCUUGACUCGUUGUUCUCUCUUUUUAAAGUACCUUUGCCUUUAAACUUCCGACGAACGACAGCGAAAGGUUAACGUUUUCUGACACAGUUACAACAAUUGAACAUUUUCAAACUUUUAUGUGUCACGUCGCCAGCCCAUGUGAACAUCGUCUAUGUGCACGAGCUUGCAUGAAAAUACACACGAGGUCAAGCGAGUCUCACCUCAUCGCAUGAGAUCCAUAGGACAUGAAUGGAGAGAGAGAGACACUUCUAAACUAAAGUUGUAAUAAAACGUUAGUCGUUGCAGUUUG